UCAGAGUCUGAAUGCUGUUUAUAUUAAAAUAUUGCCAAAUCAUCUUAAAUGUAAAGUAAAUGGAUAUGGUGGAUUUUCUUUGUAUGAAGUAAAUCAGUAAAAAUGACAUUCACAACUGACACUUCAAGGGGAAGGGGAUUGCUGAUGUGGCCCCUGGUGAAAAUGAGUUUGACACCCCUGGUCUACAUCAUUGUCUGAGUUAUGGUGAUACAGCGCAUCGUCAUGAAAACACACACACAGCAAACUCUGAAGCGUCAGAUGGAACUAGUUGACACAUGUCACAGGCUGUUGCAUGUUGAUCUAACAGAUUAACGUUUCUCACACAUAUGCCUGCCUCUCUUCUAUUUCCUCAUAGUGUCUCUCACCAGUCAGGUUUGCAGCUUUCCUGCUCUCCUUUUCAUUCGGACAAUGUCAGUGUUUGUUUUCUUUUUUUGGUGAAUGGGUGUGUCUGUUGUAAGGUAGGUGUCUUCAUAAUCAGAAGAAAGUGACAGGAUUGGAGCGAUGAGUGUCAGUGCGCUAUUUGUGAAUAAGGGCACAACAGGAGCAACGAUACAAAAACAUCCCUCCAUUUUUCUUUGAGUCUCUUCCUCGUGAAUUUCACCGCACCUUCAGAAAGGAAGUGGUGGUUUAUCACUCAUCGACAGGAAGAGGUAGGAGAAACAAAACACGUAAUACACAUACAUACCCUCUCCGUAUCGCGGUUCUUCGUGCACAGCACACUAUUGGCUAAUACAAAGUGUACUCGGUGUACUAUUGGCUAAUUGAGCGUGCACUUCUGUUCCUCGCGCUGAUUAGCUCAUGCAUCGUAGCAUCUCUCAUUCACUUCACUCUGCGUCGCCAUUCUACAACUCUGUCCAUAUAAUUGUGUUAAAUGGUAAUACAGUCUAGGGAGGGUUGAUAACAGUGAGGGGGAGGUUCGUAAAGGGUAAAUAAAUACAUAAAUAAUACAAUAACCAUCUCGCCUCUACUUGGUUAUUUUUCCCAUUUUGCAGUGGGUCUGGGAACGCAACUACUGAGAUAGGAGAAGGACCACUGUAUCGCUUAAAAAGGCAGAAAAAAAAGAAAAUAUAUUAUAAUACACAUAGUCUAUAGAGACUGAUCACACAUACGGUACUUCUGUGUGCCAUACAUUUAGUAACAUAUCUAAAGAAAAAUGAAAAUCAAGAUAGAUAAAAAGAAAUCUAAAAGGGAGGAUGUGAUGUAACUAAUGAAGCUAAAUAAAAUGAAACAGAAAGGAUUGUAGAGAAUGUAUCACAAAAAGCUCAGUCACAAGUCACACACUGAUAAAAUAAGUAUAAAAUACUGAAUGUUAUGGUUUAAAAUUGACAACAUAAAAAUAAUCUGCAAACAAUAAUAUGAAGGUGUUAUUUUGUAUUUUGAAAGAACCAAUGGCGAACGGCAGCACCUCCGAAGACUUCUGCUCUAUUCUCAAGGACAUGAGAGAAAACAACGAAACCAGCAACAAAGAAGUCAAUAUGGUCGUGGUCAUCGUCCAUGGUUUUUUCUCCUGCUUUGGGAUUUUAGAGAACAUUCUCAUCCUCUGGAUGGUUGGUUUCCGCCUACAGCACAAAACUGUAGCCUCUGUUUGGGUGCUCAACCUUGCGUUCUCUGACUUCCUAGCCACCCUGACCCUCCCCCUCUUCACCCUGUACCUCUACCAGUCACAGAGCUGGGAGGUUGGCGACAUACUGUGCAAGAUUCAGACAUCCAUCUUCUUCGCUAACAUGUUCGUGUCAGCCUUCCUCCUGGCAGCCAUUUCCCUGGACCGCUUAAUUCUGGUGGUCAAACCAUUUUGGAGCAAGGAACAUCGUACGGUGCUUGGAGCGUGGAAGUUGUGUGCACUCGGUUGGCUAUGGGCUGCAAUCAACACGGUGCCUUAUACCGUCUUCCGCUCCGUCAUAAAGAGAAAGGACGGGAGAAAUAUGUGCUACCACAACUUUGCUUUGCUUUCUUCCUCUCGAGCCACGGUCGAGAGAAACUGUAAGGUGAGACAGGAAGCGACAGCUAUAUCCAAGCUGCUGCUGGCUUUCCUCUGCCCUUUGGGGGUGAUUGUUGGAAGCUACAUCCAAAUAAGUCUCCGCCUGAUGGAUAGAAACCGGAGGAGGAGAAGGCAGACCAGUUUCGUUCUACCAAAUCCCAGACCUCCAAAUACAUCUCUCACUACCAGAAUCAAUAGCAUUCUCUUCAAGCAGACGGCUUCCAACGAUCCUGUAAAUUUGAGCUCCAACACUCCAAUCAACUCUAGUCAGAUCAAUGAGAAACAGCUUUCCCCGUGCUUCAUUAGAAUGGUGACAUUCCUGAUAGCGGCGUUCAUCCUGUGCUGGGGGCCCUAUCAUAUUUUUUGCAUCUUGGAAGUGGUAGCACAUUAUCACAUUCCCACUCGUUAUGCAGUGGAGAAGUGGCUUCCGAUAGCUACCACCAUCUCGUUCCUGAAUCCAGUGCUGGAUCCCAUCUUGUACGUCUUCAGCUGCCCACAGUUCUGUGUGCGAGUACGUCAGAGUCUCGGAGCAGUGUUUGACACACUGGUGCGGGAAGAUGAUGAGAUGCUUCGGCCUUUCGGAAAUUCCCGCAGAGCUCACAGGUGGCAGCAAAGCUUUCAGCGUGUCGAACCUGAAGUACCCAUGUAAGGCAUCGGCUCCACCCCAUCAAUCACAUGACAUCCAGUAAAAUCUUAUACCUACCUUUGGACGAUGAAGGUAUUGAAGAGUGAUCCCAACCCAAUCAUGGACAAGAAUCCAAAAGAGAGAGCGCUACAAAGCGCUACGUGGUUGGCGGAUUACUGGUUCUAAUUCAGUGGUCACCUGGUAGUUUUAGGUUUCUACCUCUAUGGAGCACAGUUUUAGUUACACGUCGGCUUUGAAUAGCGUUGUCUUUGUCAAUGUAUACAAUGUAAAUAUGUAAUAAACGCCCAGUUCAAAUGAAUUAAGCUGUAGGGUCAGUGUCUGCUCAAUGCCAAAAAUGCCCACCAGAGAGCAGUAAGGGGUUGUCUGCUUAGAUCAGGAUGGGAUUAUAUUUUCAAUUUUAGUCCAGGCUCUUUAUUUCAAUUUAAACCAUAGAACGUACUGCUCCAUAAGUUCCAGUGCAUGGAAAGAAUUGUUGUUUUGUUUUUGUUUUUUUGAAAAUGUAAUGCUGUUCAAACCAGGUGAAGUGCUCAGCUGUUGAAACGUACAUCUCCAAUAUCAAUCUAAAAACCCUAUAUGAUCCUAUAAGUGCAUAUGAAGCUUUGAAAACUUGCAGCAUACUUUAAGACUUUCCUGAUUCCUCCCUGCUCGUCUCCCUUUUUUCACUUUUGUUUUCACUUUGUGUUGCAACUCUGGGGUUUUUUCCCCCAUCAGCAGGUUAAAGUGGAAGCUACUUUAUUGUGAAUUACACAUGAAACAUAAUGUCUACUCAGACCCGUAAAAAAAGAAUUACAGAAGUGAGAACAAACCUAUGGCCAUUUUGAAACCACAAUUUGACAGAAGUUCACAAGUUGACUUUGUCAUAAAGCAACAGUGAAGAAGUGAGAUGUUGGUCUUCAAAAAAGCUUUUCCAUCUCUGAGCCAUUUCUUUCGAAUGUAAAUGUGGAGACAAAAUGAGCAAUGGUUUAUUCAUGAAAAGAACUCUUGCACUCACAUUAACGCUGCAAGGAAAGAACUUCCUGCAUGUAACUCAUGUGUGCAAUGCGCCUCAGAAGCGUGGAGAAUUUUGAUGCCGUGCCAAGGCUCUGAUACAAACCUGUGGUUACAAGCUUGGCCCUAAGCACUGGAUGCCACCUAUUUUUAUACAUGUAUAUAUGAAUUUGUCUAAUGACUCACAAAGAAAUUACGACCCUCUUCAGUACCUCUGUGAUCCCAAUGGGGUCACGCUCCACUUGUUGAGGAUAUCUGAUCGUCGUGUUUUAGUUCAGACAUGUAAUACCACCGAAAUGAGAAAGAAAUAAGAGAAGACAAGAAGACACUGUGGACAGAAUCAGGGAUUAAAUACAGCAACGAGUACGGAGAGAUGCUGAGUACUGCUGUGAGAAACAGUUGCGGGUUGAAUAACAGAUGCUGCAGGAAGACUUGAACCAAGUCACACACCAGUGAUUUUCUGUCAGCCCAUACUAACUCCGCUGUAAACUCUACCAUGAAGACACACGUACAACGACAGAAAAGUACCACGAAGUAAAGAAAAUAAUGAAGGACUUUUCGAUUAGUUAUAUUUUAAUGUUUAUUUACAGCAUAUAACAUCAAAAUGGUACUGUUUAACAUUAUUAUUAGUCCUUUAAUUCACCACAUAACGUCGGUGUGUAUGGAGUUUGGAUGGAUUCAACUUUUUACUAUUCCUCAGUUGCGUUGUUAGGCCGUUUUUAUGCUUUUUUUUUUUAAAUCCUGUUUCGGAGACCAAAAUGUUGUGUAUUUUUUAUAUAUCAGAAAUUGUUUUUCAACAGUUUUUUGACUGUAUGUUCAAAGUAUUUUUCCACAUUUUUUUCUUUUUUAAAAAUUGCAACAACUGCUUUACUAUACCUUCGCUGCAUUAAUAAAAAGUUCAAAUCUA
Messenger RNA from Cynoglossus semilaevis (tongue sole), 4518 nucleotides. RefSeq names its product prostaglandin D2 receptor 2-like. NCBI's taxonomy places the organism in Eukaryota, Metazoa, Chordata, Actinopteri, Pleuronectiformes, Cynoglossidae. The record is from RefSeq and is a predicted model, not a curated record. Gene Ontology annotation, biological process: complement receptor mediated signaling pathway; inflammatory response; positive regulation of cytosolic calcium ion concentration. Gene Ontology annotation, cellular component: plasma membrane. Gene Ontology annotation, molecular function: G protein-coupled receptor activity; complement receptor activity. Bases 1356 to 2627 code for a protein of 423 amino acids. The transcript has 2 exons.